AUGGCGAAACGCAAUACAGUCAUAGGAACACCGUUUUGGAUGGCGCCAGAAGUUAUUCAAGAAAUAGGCUAUGAUUGUGUAGCGGAUAUGUGGAGUUUAGGAAUUACGGCAUUGGAAAUGGCUGAAGGGAAACCUCCAUACGGUGACAUUCAUCCUAUGCGAGCCAUAUUCAUGAUACCUACCAAACCUCCGCCGUCUUUCAGAGAGCCUGACCAGUGGUCUCCGGAGUUCAUCGAUUUUGUUAGUAGGUGUUUAGUCAAAAACCCCGAGGAAAGAGCGACUGCUACCGAAAUGUUGAGACACGAAUUUAUUGGAAAUGCUAAACAACCAAGUAUUCUUAGUCAAAUGAUUGCUGAAGCUAGAGAAAUCAGAGAAAACCAAAGCUGUAGGACGAACGCAUCAAGUGCUUUGAAGCAAUCGCACGGUGAUAGUGAUGAAGAGGAUGGCGUCGAUAGCAAGACGAUGAAACAGUUUGCCUGUGAUAGAACGCUGAUUGCUGACCGAACCCUUGUGCCCGACCGGUCCAAUACCUUAGCUGAAGAACUUGGCACCAUGGUCAUUAAUAGUGAUCCAGAAGAUGAAUCCACCAUGAAAAGACACGAUACAGGCCCUGGUGAACCUGGAAAGAAGUAUCGACCUCUUUUUCUGGACCACUUUGAUAAGAAGGAGGCUGAAGACUAUAAGGAUGAUCAAAUACCAGUAUCUUCAGUAGCAAAUAUUAGUCAUACACCAUCUGUACAGAAUAAUGUGGGAAAUCAAAGGUCGCCCGGAAUCAGCGCCGCCGAGCAGCAGAGGAUGAUGGCCGCCAUUUCGGGAAGUGCGCUGCGACCGCCUCCGCCACCGCCCCCGCAACCGCAGCCGCCUCCACCCCCGCCGCACCCGGCGCUCAUCCCCACCCGAGAAAAUCCGCCUGUUUUCCCCUCCGCAUUUAUUGAGGGCGACUUUGAAUUUCUAAAGUUCUUGAGCUAUGAUGAGCUUCAGAGUCGUAUGUCCAGUUUAGACUCGGAAAUGGAGCGAGAAAUCGAUGAACUUGAGAAACUGAAAACUUGACCUACUGAAAUCCUA
Messenger RNA from Nilaparvata lugens (brown planthopper), 1065 nucleotides. RefSeq names its product serine/threonine-protein kinase hippo. Gene Ontology annotation, molecular function: ATP binding; protein serine/threonine kinase activity. NCBI's taxonomy places the organism in Eukaryota, Metazoa, Arthropoda, Insecta, Hemiptera, Delphacidae. The record is from RefSeq and is a predicted model, not a curated record. The transcript is spliced from 8 exons. The coding region runs from base 1 to 1050 and encodes 349 amino acids. Gene Ontology annotation, cellular component: cytoplasm. Gene Ontology annotation, biological process: protein phosphorylation; intracellular signal transduction; regulation of MAPK cascade.